CAGGUGAAAGACCUGAACGAUAAGCUCCUGCGAACGCUCGCGGACAUGGAGAACCUGCGCGAGAGGACGCGUCGGCAGGCGGAGAACGCGGAGAAGUUCGCGAUCCAGGGUUUCUGCAAGGACCUUCUAGACGUCGCGGACAACCUCGGCAGGGCGGCGGCGACCGUGGACGCGGACGCCAUCGCCGCGGAGUCGGACGGGGAGAAGCUGAAGAAGAUGCUCACGUCCCUGCACGAAGGCGUGCUCAUGGUCGAGAAGCAGUUAGGAUCGACGUUCGGGAAGCACGGCGUCGAGAAGUACGACCCCACGGGAGAGGAUUUCGACCCGAACGCGCACAUGGCGUUGUUCAACGUACCGGACGCGGAGAAAACCGCGGGGACGAUCGCGUCGGUGACAAAGGCGGGGUACAAACUGCACGACCGGGUUAUACGACCCGCGGAGGUUGGCGUG
Micromonas pusilla CCMP1545 is the source of this 450-nucleotide messenger RNA. Its product is annotated as mitochondrial protein translocase family. The transcript has a single exon. The annotation marks the transcript as partial. Lineage: Eukaryota; Viridiplantae; Chlorophyta; Mamiellophyceae; Mamiellales; Mamiellaceae. Gene Ontology annotation, biological process: protein folding; protein import into mitochondrial matrix. Gene Ontology annotation, cellular component: PAM complex, Tim23 associated import motor. The record is from RefSeq and is a predicted model, not a curated record. Gene Ontology annotation, molecular function: protein-folding chaperone binding; adenyl-nucleotide exchange factor activity; protein homodimerization activity.